UGGUUGCCGAAUCGCCAGGGCUUUAUAAUUUUUCAUCGCCCAAAUAAAUCUACCCGGCAAUUAAACAAUUCAUAGGUAUGAGUUAUAAAUUAGUUAAACUUGCAUCCGCACCAUUACUGAAUGGCAGUCUCCGAUUAGCAUCACGAGGCUAUGCAACUACCCAUGAUGCAGACAUUGUCGUUAUUGGAUCAGGACCUGGCGGUUAUGUGGCAGCCAUUAAAGCUGCACAAUUGGGCUUCAAGACUGUUUGUGUUGAAAAAGACCCAACCCUUGGAGGAACAUGCUUGAAUGUCGGCUGCAUCCCAUCCAAGGCUUUACUUCACAAUUCACAUCUUCUGCAUAUGGCGCAGCAUGAUUUCAAAAAUCGAGGCAUUGAAGUUUCUUCUGUGUCAUGCAACUUUGAUGCGCUUAUGAAGUACAAAGUAAAUUCAGUCAAAGCCCUCACUGGGGGUAUAGCUAUGCUGUUCCAGAAGAAUAAGGUGAAACUUCUUCGAGGCGUAGGAACGAUUGCAGCUCCCAACAAGGUAGAGGUGAAAGGUGAGCAAGGAGUGGAAACUGUAAAUACGAAGAAUAUACUCAUCGCUACCGGGUCUGAAGUGACGCCGUUCCCGGGUGUUACGAUCGAUCAAGAGGCGAUAGUGGACUCGACUGGCGCACUGUCGCUCAAGAAGAUACCCAAAAAGAUGUUGGUGAUAGGCGCGGGCGUCAUCGGUCUCGAGCUUGGCUCUGUCUACCAGAGGCUCGGCGCUGAAGUCAUUGCCAUUGAGUUCCUUGAAUCCAUUGGAGGUAUCGGUAUCGAUGGCGAAGUAGCAAAGACUCUGCAGAAAAUACUUGCCAAACAAGGAAUGAAAUUCAAACUAGGCACCAAAGUGACCAGUGUCAAGAAAGAAGGAGGCGGCGUCAAAGUUGAAGUGGAGCCAGCUAAGGGCGGCGCAAAGGAAAAUAUUGACGCAGAUGUAGUAUUGAUCUCAAUCGGUCGCCGGCCGUACACCAAGGACUUGGGCCAUCAAAAAGUGGGUCUCGCGUUGGAUGACAAGGGCCGCGUGCCUGUCAACGAUAAGUUUGCCACUUCUAUACCUGGUAUCUACGCAAUCGGUGACGUAAUCCACGGCCCCAUGUUGGCUCACAAAGCUGAGGACGAAGGCAUUGUAUGCGUCGAAGGAAUAAAGGGAAUGCCCACUCACUUCAAUUACGACGCUAUUCCAUCUGUAAUCUACACCACUCCCGAGGUUGGCUGGGUCGGCAAAAGUGAAGAAGAUCUAAAAAAAGAGAACAGACCAUAUAAAGUAGGCAAGUUCCCGUUCAUAGCCAACUCCAGAGCGAAAACGAACGGCGAGCCCGACGGCUUCGUCAAAGUGCUCGCAGACAAAGCCACAGACGUCAUCCUCGGCACACACAUCAUUGGCCCUGGUGGUGGCGAGCUGAUCAACGAAGCUGUACUGGCGCAAGAGUACGGCGCCGCCGCAGAGGACGUAGCGAGGGUGUGCCACGCGCAUCCCACUUGCGCUGAAGCUCUUCGCGAAGCAAACCUUAUGGCGUACUUUGGCAAAGCUAUCAACUUCUAAUUUGACCUAAACAAAUAUGACGGUGUCCCAUAGGGGCACUUAGGCUAGGCUUGUCACGGAAUGUAAGGAAUCUUGUAUGAAUCUGAAUGAGGAGAUAUUUGGGUAAUUUAUAAGUAAUUUAAUGUCACCUCACGCGGUACUUCUCCGACCCAUCCAUAGUCCUAGUCUAUUCAAUCAAUCCAUAAGCGUAUCAUCCAAGUAAGACUUGACGAAUGUAAAAUGUAAUUAACCGGUUUUAUAGUUUUUUGAAUGUGAUAUCUAUAAUAUUUAUUUGUAGCACAUUUAUUUCUGAAUGUUUUGCGAUUGUGCAUUCCGAUUGUGAGAUCCCCAGCUCGUCUUGCAUUUACUGCAAGUGAAUUUAAUACUAUCGGUAUUUAUUUUCUUUUGUAAAUAGUUUACAGAAAUACAGUUACGGACGUAUUAUCUAAAAUUUUUGUUUUAUUUAUACAUACACAAGGAUUCCAAUGCAAUAUAUUACUACAUAAAGCGAUUUCCUU
Molecule: messenger RNA, 2062 nt
Organism: Hyposmocoma kahamanoa
Lineage: Eukaryota; Metazoa; Arthropoda; Insecta; Lepidoptera; Cosmopterigidae
Gene: DLDH
Product: dihydrolipoyl dehydrogenase
Exons: 12
Coding region: 78-1565 (495 amino acids)
Cellular component (GO): mitochondrion; oxoglutarate dehydrogenase complex
Molecular function (GO): dihydrolipoyl dehydrogenase (NADH) activity; flavin adenine dinucleotide binding
Source: RefSeq, a predicted model, not a curated record